GGUCGCCGAAAGUGCUUCCUCGCCCACCCCCCGGGGAGGGGAUCCUUGACCUGUGGCGCUGGGUGCGGGUGUCCACUACAUGAUGAUGAUGAUGAUGAUGCGACGCCCCAAAAGAGCCACUUUCCCUUCGUGUUUGGGAAUUUGUGAUGCUAAGAUGAGCAUGAUAUGCUACGUCUGUGAUGCUUCGGAACUACUAGCUAAACAGGAUUACACUACGAGAGCAAACUUGUCAUGCGGAACAACCAUAGCUGGUUGAUUUGUCCUUUAAGAUGGCCUGACUGUCAUAAGGAGUUAGAUCAGUUUGUAGAACCCAAUCUGUUUAUGCUAGCAAGAGGGCUAGUGCGCUGUGAACCCCCAGGACCAGGUAGACUCAGUCCCGACCGAAGUGGUAGGCGCUUAGGGUGAACUAUGUAUGUAGCGCUUAGGGCCCCUCCGUGCGGCCAUAUGGCCAUAUGUAUGUCCCGCAACGGGGUUCGCGUCGGUCAUUUGUAUGUGAGGCGAUGGGCUACCCGGUCGGCAGAGCCGAUCCACACGAACGAACGAGCGAAGAUUUUCCAUCUUGACUCUGGUGUGGGGACAUUUUUCCUCACAAUAGACUGUCAGAAAACAUGCCAGGAGAACGUCCAGAAAAUGGGACUGGAAGAGAGGCGGCAAUUGUUCGAUUGCAUUUUCAAAGUCAACACCAGCGUAUCAAAUGCAAAAAUGUCUUGGUCUGGAACAAAGCAACUUGUCAUGCUAAAUCUGAAUCAUGUAAAAAUCUGUGCUGCAUGAUUACCAAAAACUGUCCACUUUUGACCUAAUCGAGCGGCAGUUUCUAAUGCAGGACGAUAGGCAUGAUAGAACUCUCACAGAAUCUGUCAUGCUAUGUCCUCCAUAUCAGAUCCCAUUCACAUGGGUCGUCAUGGAAAACCUGCAUGACAAGUCUAGCAUUCUUCCAGACCCAGACAUUUUUACAAUCCAUAGGCAUACAGCGAUCGCGGACAGAUUUCCAAUGAAAAUACGACGUCAACAUCGUCCACUUCUCCCGGAAGUGUUUCAAAAGGUAGCACCAACAGGAGCUCCUGCGUCGGCAUUUUACCGCACCAAACCGACGCGGCCAAGCAGCUCUUCAUGGAAAAGCAGGAGCUGUUGCGGCAGCGCUACCUGAAGUUAGAGCAACAGUGCGAUUCCGUUUGCGGGAAAAAGUUUGCCUACAUUCUUGCGGAGGACGGGGACGGCGGUGGUGCUGUAAACAAGAAGGGCGGCGAGACUUCGCUUGCUCAUGCGAAGAAUGCCGGAGCGUGAAGAAGUUCUUGAGAAUAAGGGAUAAAUGUAUGUGUUUGUGUCCUGUAAUGUGACUGUUUCUUUCUUUUGCAAUGCAUCGAUAAAACACCUCCGACGCCGGAGCGCAUUGAGUUUGCUUUCGCCACACUUUUGGACUUCAUUUCCAAUGCGAGAUAAACAGACGAGACGGCGCGUGCCUGAAUUUCGUAGUGGAC
Amoebophrya sp. A120 is the source of this 1478-nucleotide messenger RNA. The record is from the annotation of a GenBank genome assembly. Lineage: Eukaryota; Dinophyceae; Syndiniales; Amoebophryaceae.